This is a messenger RNA of Macadamia integrifolia, 798 nucleotides long. RefSeq lists its product as uncharacterized. Lineage: Eukaryota; Viridiplantae; Streptophyta; Magnoliopsida; Proteales; Proteaceae. The transcript has a single exon. The coding region runs from base 1 to 798 and encodes 265 amino acids. The record is from RefSeq and is a predicted model, not a curated record.
AUGGCUUGUGAGGGUGCUGGGAAGAGGAGAAUAUUUGCCAUUGGCAACUAUACAAAACAAAGGUUGCUGUAUCCUUAUCAUGAGUGGGCUAUGGCUGUUUUACGUCGUAUCCCCAAUGAUGGGACCUUCGAUCAAACAGCACCUUUGAAACGGUUGGUAGGUUUCAAGAAUGUAUUUAGCUUCGAUUUGAAAUCUGCCACGGAUAGGUUUCCGUUGCAUUUCAUUUAUCGAGUGUUUGAAUGCCUUUUUGGGCCUUCGUUGGCUUCAGCUGUAGUUAACUCCACAUUGGGAAUUAACUUGUUCGAUUUACGGGCACGUUGUCCCUCUAGGAGUAUUAGUUUUGUUGUGGGCCAACCCUUGGGUUAUUACUCUUCUUGGGCCCUGUUCUCUUUAUCUCACCAUGUAUUGGUGUGGUAUUGCGCUGAAUUAGCGUAUCCGGGGAAAAGGUUUUCCAACUAUGCCAUUCUCGGCGACGAUGUGGUUAUCGGAGAUCCAGUAGUUGCCCGGCACUACGAGGAGUCUCUUAGUAAGCUUGAGGUUCCGAUAUCUUAUCUGAAAUCGUUGAUUUCCGAUGUCGGUGCUUUCGAGUUUGCUAAGCGGUUUCGUGUCCGAGAGGGGAGGAAGGAUAUUUCCCCAAUUUCCUUUCGGACUUUGUGUGGUGCCGGUCACCCUUUUGGUCUUAUGGCGAUUCAAGAGAAGUACCCAUGUAGGCGCUUCUCUUCUCUCCUUAGGAUUGGAGGGCUAGUUUAUUCACCCAUCCCUCCGUAUCCUGGCGAGAACGGAUACGGUUCACGUUAG